AUGGAUUCUAUGAUUCCUCCUCAGUGUUUCUUCUGCAGCCAGGGGACGAAGAGUUCCGAACCGCUCGCCCCAUAUACCGAAGUUCCAUGCUGUAGUCAGUGCCGACUCUCGGCAUCCGAAAGUAACAUGCAACUCCAACAAGAGCUCGCUGCGCUUUUCGAGAAGAGUAUGACUCUCAACCUAUCAACACACCUUGCCAGCGACCAAUCACUGUGCUCUGUUUCUCCCGACCCAAAGCUAUAUAGUAUCGGGCAAAACCCGGCCAGCAAUAUGGACCUGCACCCCACAGCAAUUGACACACUCAGAUAUCACAACAUUGAUCCAGAAACACUUUUACUAAGACAAUGGAAGCUCUACGAAGGAGCAAUGCCAGAACAACGGUCACGCUUAAUCCAGAUGUGGCAGUUGUCACCGGAGCACCGAUACCACAGCGACCAGGGUGAGACUAAGGGCGCCGGGUUGCAUGACCACGGUGCGACGAAUAAGACUGCCUGCAUGUCUGGUCUCUGGAACGCAUCGUUCGAGACUCGCACGGUUGAUGAUCUCGAUAUGUAUGAUUUCGACCGGGGAGUUGACUACAGCGCCAGCCCGUAUGCCGAGCCAUACAUGAUUACUGGCUAUAGGGCUGCCGCUCAAACUAGCAAAGGGCUCUCUGACGGAAGAGACGGGAAUGUAGUAAGCGAGCGCACUACAGGAUCGCCAUACAGGCUUGCAAAUGAUCCUGUUUAUCGCUCCCAGGGGCAAAGAUGGUGGGAGUACGAGCAGUCGGCAUCACCCAAGUACUAG
This is a messenger RNA of Aspergillus uvarum CBS 121591, 786 nucleotides long. RefSeq lists its product as uncharacterized. The transcript has 2 exons. Lineage: Eukaryota; Fungi; Ascomycota; Eurotiomycetes; Eurotiales; Aspergillaceae. The coding region runs from base 1 to 786 and encodes 261 amino acids. The record is from RefSeq and is a predicted model, not a curated record.